GCGACAUAACGCGAGAAGCGCAUUUGCUGUUCAUCUUUCCGAUGCAACCACUUGUACAUGAAAUGCCAGCACAGAUUUCUACUGCUCAAUGAGAACUAUCACGAAAACUGGCGGAAUCGGAUUGGAAACGGUAAUGGAAAAAUACCCUCAAGCUACGGAGCCCAAUGACCGUGGUGUUGACCUACUUCUACAGAAAACUGACCAGUCCGCCCACGUUCCGUUCAAACAUGAAUUCAAGAACUACCAACGAUGUUGUACCUACCUGUCAACCAACAAUCGGCGAGAACCGGGUUACAGUUAUUCGAAGGUACGGUACAAAAAAAUAUUAAUCUCGCUGGAAUUGACCCCGUGGAUCAAGGACGAGAGAUCGCGGAGAGAAGAAAUCAUCACCUGCUCGGCCAAGUUCAGUAACCACCGUGACUAGGAACUCGCGACAGAAACCGACAAUCACGCGCAAUCAAAUCGUUUAAUUAUCCCCGAACUGUCGGCGAAGAUACGUCGGUUUUCUCGGCAAAAAACGAUAUCAUCGACCGUUGUAAUCUCAGCGAAGGUCUUUUGCGCAAGAAAGAACGACGCUUCUUCAUAUCUCAGAACCUUGAGACAGA
Messenger RNA from Pseudomyrmex gracilis, 605 nucleotides. RefSeq lists its product as uncharacterized. NCBI's taxonomy places the organism in Eukaryota, Metazoa, Arthropoda, Insecta, Hymenoptera, Formicidae. The record is from RefSeq and is a predicted model, not a curated record. The transcript is spliced from 4 exons. The coding region runs from base 89 to 424 and encodes 111 amino acids.